Messenger RNA from Hippocampus zosterae (dwarf seahorse), 6272 nucleotides. It is a transcript of the gene kcnb1, whose product is annotated as potassium voltage-gated channel, Shab-related subfamily, member 1. Gene Ontology annotation, biological process: protein homooligomerization; potassium ion transmembrane transport. Gene Ontology annotation, cellular component: membrane; voltage-gated potassium channel complex; lipid droplet. The transcript has 3 exons. NCBI's taxonomy places the organism in Eukaryota, Metazoa, Chordata, Actinopteri, Syngnathiformes, Syngnathidae. The record is from RefSeq and is a predicted model, not a curated record. The coding region runs from base 13 to 2700 and encodes 895 amino acids. Gene Ontology annotation, molecular function: protein binding; delayed rectifier potassium channel activity; oxidoreductase activity, acting on the CH-OH group of donors, NAD or NADP as acceptor.
GGGUGGGAAUGGAUGGCAUCACAGCUCGGCUCGAGUAAACCAGUGACGGCGGCUCCUUUUCUUUUUCUGCUCCAUCUCCGUCUCUGCUGGAAGCCAACAACAACAACAACUCACCACGGUACUGCCACGACAGACAAUAAUGACAGCAAAUAUGACAAAGUGGACGCCAUAGUCGUGGGUGCUCACCCGCUUCUCUUUUGUGAAGUUAUCAUGGAGAAGUCCUUGGCGGAGUUCAACAAGGCCGACUCCCAGUCAACGUCGUCGCUCCCGCCCGAGCCGGUGGACGUCGUCAGUAGCAAGUCAUGCUUCCGGAGGGUCCGCCUCAAUGUGGGCGGCCUCCCGCACGAAGUCUUGUGGCGAACGCUGGACAGGCUCCCGCGGACUCGUCUGGGCAAGCUGCAAGACUGUAGCAGCCACGAGUCUCUGAUGGAGGUGUGCGACGACUACAACCUGGAUGAGAACGAGUAUUUUUUCGAUCGCCACCCGGGCGCAUUCACGUCCAUCCUCAACUUCUACCGCACGGGAAAGUUACACAUGAUGGAGGAGAUGUGCGCUCUGUCCUUCAGCCAGGAACUGGACUACUGGGGCAUCGACGAGAUCUACCUAGAGUCUUGCUGCCAAGCCAGGUACCACCAGAAGAAGGAGCAGAUGAACGAGGAGCUGAAACGGGAGGCGGAUAAUUUAAAGGACAGGGAAGGGGAAGAAUUUGACAACACUUGCUGUGCGGAGAAACGAAAGAAACUGUGGGACCUGCUGGAGAAGCCCAGCUCGUCGGUUGCUGCAAAGAUCCUGGCUAUCAUCUCCAUUCUCUUCAUCGUGCUGUCCACCAUCGCGUUGUCUCUCAACACACUACCAGAGCUGCAGGGCACAGAUGAGUUUGGCCAGUCCACCGACAACCCGCAGCUGGCCCACGUGGAAGCGGUGUGCAUUGCUUGGUUCACCAUGGAAUACCUGCUCCGCUUCCUCUCCUCUCCCAACAAGUGGAAGUUCUUCAAGGGUCCUCUGAAUGUCAUUGACCUACUGGCAAUCCUGCCGUACUACGUCACCAUCUUCCUGACGGAAUCCAACAAGAGCGUCUUGCAAUUUCAGAAUGUGCGGCGCGUGGUUCAGAUUUUCCGGAUCAUGCGAAUCCUGCGCAUUCUCAAGCUUGCCCGCCACUCCACGGGACUUCAGUCUCUCGGCUUCACCCUUCGGAGAAGCUACAAUGAGCUGGGCCUACUAAUUCUUUUCCUUGCCAUGGGUAUCAUGAUCUUCUCCAGUCUGGUGUUCUUUGCCGAAAAGGAUGAGGAGGACACAAAGUUUAAAAGCAUUCCGGCUUCUUUCUGGUGGGCGACUAUCACGAUGACCACUGUAGGCUAUGGCGACAUCUACCCUAAAACUCUGCUAGGAAAGAUAGUUGGGGGUUUAUGCUGCAUAGCAGGAGUACUGGUAAUAGCUCUCCCGAUUCCCAUUAUUGUAAACAACUUCUCAGAAUUCUACAAGGAGCAAAAAAGACAAGAAAAGGCACUUAAACGGAGAGAGGCCUUGGAGAGGGCAAAGAGAAACGGUAGCAUUGUGUCCAUGAACUUGAAGGAGGCCUUUGCCCGUAGUGCAGAAUUAAUGGAUGUGGUCGUGGAAAAGAAUGACAGGCCACAUGACAACCACCUCUCACCGAGCCGUUGGAAAUGGUCUCCCAAGAGAGACGUUUCGGAGACGAGCUCCAACCGUUCUUUCAUCGUCCAGGAUUUAGGAUCUGAAAACAAGGGCAGAAACAGCAGCCCUCAAAAGUUAAACGUUCAGAAGCUGGAGGAGAUAUACAACCAAAUGGCCAAGACCCAAUCACAACCAAACCUCAACGCUAAAGGUUCCAGGGUUGGAAAGCGAAAGGAUGAGAUCGAGCUGGGAACCAUACAGGAUCAUGGUCCACCAAUGUUGGGAACCACGGACGGUGUCGGCGACAUGAAAAGUUUGUCCAGCAUUGACAGCUACAUCAGUUGUGCUACGGACUUCCAGGAGAAUUCACGUUUCCCUCAGAGUACAGCAACGGACCUUUGCCACAACGAAAGCAACCGCUCCUCACAUAAUCAGGCGACAGCUGUUCCCCAGCACUCUGUGGCCAAAACAGGCCAGCAAGGCACCCGUGCGCCAGUGUUGACUCCCAUCACCGUUCCCAAACCCUCAUGCUCAGAAAAUGCAAGGAGAUUCUUAUUCUCUGGAAAUGCCUCAAAAAGCCUUUUCUCCAAAGGAGGAUGUCGCAAUGAGAAAGAGCCCGGACCGUCGCCGCUCUCCGCCAGCUCAAUCCUUUCCGACCACUCUCUGCUGAGUCCCGAGGUUUCCGUUUACACCACCGCCAGCAGCAGGACGCCGCCAAAGUCCCCAGAAAGCACCACCCUGGCCCCGACCGUUUUCACCUUCCAUGACUCUUCCAUCAGUAAAUAUAUCGAUGCCGACACCGAUGACGACGAACACCUGCGUGACAUCUCCGACGCCAGCCCCACAGAUUGCCUGUUGAGCGGCUCCAGCCCCAAACGCAGCAUCAACAUCAAUUACCAGAGAGCCUCCAAUCAUUUGGAAGCAGCUCAGAAAAUGCUGGGACAAAACUGUCUCUUCCCCCGGGAAGGAAUUUGCGGGGUUCCUCACGAGAAUCACUUUGGUCCGGAGAUAGGACGUAGACAAAAGGGGGAAAGGGUCCGUCAAAACACUUUGGACAAAAGCCACUGAGGUCUGAGUGCGUAAGUAUAAACCAUAAAUCGGAACAAGAGUGAUUGUGACAGAGACACCAAACACUCAACCGGCCAGACACAGAAAAGAGAGUCGCUAAGUUUAACCGUUUUACAAAUGACCUGAGCAUGCCAUUGGGCCAUGGGCUCAGGGAGAACUCGAGGGCCGAAUACUCUGGGAGAAAAAUUCACUGCCCCUCUUUCGAUUCAUUCCAAUCAGGAGUUAGUAUUCCGCAGCCUCCAAGCAAAGAAGCACCCCAAUGUAGCCGGCAGGUCUGUUCAGCGUUCCAAUGAGUCAUUUUAAGAACGUCAAACUUGGUUCUGUGUGGUUGUUAAGGUUGACUGUUAUAGAGGGCUCCGUCCUUUUAGCAAUUACCCACAAUGCACUACCAGUGGCCAUAUUGGAGGUCUGUUGUAAACAAGCCAUACACGAAUAUAUUUGUGUAUGGCUUGUUUAUAACGAAUAAAUUUGUGUAUGGCUUGUUUAUAACAGCCCUCCAAUAUGGCCGCCGGUAGUGCAUUGUGGGUAAUUCCUAAAAGGACGGACCCCUCUAUUGCUACAUUCUCCAGUAAAAACAGUCCAAGCGAAACAAGUUUUGUAGUCUUGGAGCUACAGGAGAGGACUUAAAAAUGUGUGAGCUUCAUCAUGCCCUCCAUUCUCGUACCUGGCCUUAGUCAUUUGCAAUUAUUGGGGGGGGAGGGGUAUAUAUGUCUGCGUUCGCGCGUGUGCAUGUGAGGACGACCGAUGAUGGAUGAUCCGAUGCUAAUUCAUGUAUACUCAUGUCAAAGAUUGUCCGAUCUGAUUUAUUUUUUUAUAAAGACAAAAUAUCUUCGAUAUUGGCUAUUUGAUAGUCUGCUUUGUCAUAAUCAGACGUGACAAGUAAUCUCACGUCACGGAUCAGCGUCAUGGAACAGAAGCUUCCGACAACGGAGGGUACGGCCCGUCAUCCAAAGUAUUCCGUCAUAUGAAAUCUCGAGGAGGAUGGAUCUCAUUUAGAGCACAUUUUGCCAGUGGUUAAAAUGACCUGUGCAUCUUUCUGUUAUUCAUAACGGAUGAAAGUAAUGGACUAAGAGGUUUUAUUUUCUUCCUAUGGUUAACUACUAAACAUAAUUUACACUCACAGACGACUUUAUUAGGCACACACACAAUUCAGCAAAACCCAUGAUAAGUGCUGUAUGUACCAUAUUGCGUCAGUUUUGAUUGAGACAGUGAAAGAGGUAUAGAUUUAAUACUGCUUUACAUUGUGGUUGUAGUUUGUGCAGGCAGGUUUUAAAAUUUUGCCUAUGAAAUAUUAUUAUUAUUAUAUAAUAAACAACUUCAAGUCGCUUUGAAGUGAAAAGAAAUGUCUUGUGAAACUGACACCUCAGAAAAGAGUGUUGCCAACAACACUGCAGAGUUUGGAAAAAAAUUGCCACAGACAAAUAAAUCAAUGUGUGCAUGUGUGUGUGCGAGAUUAGGGCACCAUCUCAUUUACUCUGGCUUGUUUUCUCUCUGCUUCUUCCAUAACAAUCACUCCAUGGUUUUGUGAUUCAAUAAAAUAUAAGAUACUGUACAUUGUAUGCAGAGCCUCAAAACCCAAAACAGGUUGGUCUUUUUCUCACUAGAGCACAGCUGUAUUUGUGUGGUCAUUCAGGGCUGUUCACAAACUACAACAGCAAGAAUAAGCAUCUUGUUAAAGGAAUGCCUCAAUCAAAACUGAGCAUUACGAUGAAGGAAGAAAUGAGGAUUAUACAGCUCUUCCUCAUAUCAGUGGGUGAUGUGUGUGCCUAAUGUUGUCGCCAGUGUUUACGUUCAUUCACCGACCUUGAAAUAGUAUAAAACAUAUCAAACUAUUAAUUUGGUAAUCAGCUAAACAAUCUGUCAUUUUAUAUCAGAUGUUAACCCUUUCAGGGACAGGGGUUACUCCAGUGGACAGUUUAUCAUGUUAUCAGGUCAUUAUUAGUGCAUGAAAGGGUUAAAGAUGACCCGCCCCCUUCCCAAAUGUUCAUCAUGCAUUGGCCUUAUUUUGCCCACUAGAAAAGUGACCAAAGAGACAGGCUUGAUUUAAAUACAGUCGAGGUGAUGUUGAGAGGGGUACAGUUGCUACUUGGGUGCUUAAAUCUCGAUAGAACUAAGUCAUACUGCAUAUAAAGAAACCUGCACAUGAGUUGGAAUUGACCUGUGCUAACACGCCCACGGAAGAUGCACACCACUUAACUUCAAUAUAAGCAGCAUUCCAACGCGUGGUUGCCACGGUGACAGUUACCAUUGCAAAGUCUUCUAAUUGGGGUGGCAAGGUCUGACUGCAUGAAACAUAUACAAGAGUGCACAGACGCAUAUGAGAAUGGCAGUUAUGCAUGGCAGUCACACGUUGGCAUGGCCACCAUUCAUCACCCAUGCUGAUGACUCACGGAGGCGGCGUUACAAAGAUGUCACGCCAGGUGACAUGUUUACGACCUAUCUUUGUAGCACAUUGCGCAUAUGUGACUUUUUUUUAAUUUUGUGAACUGCAUAACACAGCAACAGUUAAGGGAAUAUAAAUAUUUAUUAAUAGAAGACUUUACAUGCACUUUAAUAUCUAAUUCAUAUGGGAAGCGGUCUUUGUUUAUGCUUGCCUUUGAAAAGCCCUUUAAGAGAAACACGUGAAAGUAUGCGGAGUGAACCAAAACCGUGAAAGAAAAGCAUAACGAUGCUGAAUUUGGAUCGAACAGAUUCAAGUUCGACCUGCAGCGAAAAGGGGGUGGAGUCAAUCCUAAUUGUUUACCGUACAGUAUGUGAUAAGUCAGCACCGCGUUGACAAGUGGCUCUCAUUCAUUCCUUUGUUUUGGAGUCCCAAACCCUGAUUUCAGAUUGCGUUUUGUAUUGUAGUCAGAGAAGCCAGCGUGUGAAAAGAAUCGCAACGAGGGUGCGAAUGCACGUCAGAGCGAGGGAGAGUGUGAGGCCUCAUGAAAAACCAUCGGCCAAACGAAUGUAUGCAUGUCAGGGGAAGCCGCCAUUCUGUGUGUGAAACACCAGGAAGCUCCCCCGCACUCCAAACAUAUCACGGAAAAGUACCACAUUUAUUUUUAAAGAGAGAUUUCACUUUAUGAUUUCGCUUAUGAAUGGAAUGGGAGGCGCAUCAAUCACCAUUAUUAUGGUGAAACCUUUUAACUGGUGACAAGUGACUUAAUCACCCCGCUCCAUACUGGAGUUGGAUUUUUAAUCCGAUAUUAUUUCCAGCUAAACCCCAAAUUCAUCAUACACUGAAGACAUUUUGGCCAUCAAUUAGUUUUUUUUUUUGUUUGGGUUUUUUUUUUGCUGCAGAGGAACAAAGAAAGUGAAAGAGGUUGUUUAUUCUUGACUAAAGCAAAAGUUUGCCUCACCCAGAAAUGCCAUUUUUAUAGAUUUUUACAUUUUGCAUACUGUUCAAUUGAGGCAUUUUCUUUUCACCAGUAUAAAGGAUGGUCAACAACGCAGUGUCUGUGAGCCCCAGGUAGCCCGCAAGGAACAUGUGAAAAAUAGCUCAUGACCAAUGAGAUUUUGUGAUCUCCCAGGAAUGUCGUGUACAAGUGAUUUGAAAAUGUGAAGACUUUUGUAGAAAUAGUCAUGGGAAA